UUAGGGCGGCGCCAUUUAAAACUGGAGCUCGAUGCAUUCGCCAGCCAGCGCGAGCAGAUCUCUCCCUCCCAUUUCAAAUACCCUCUCGAGUCUCGAUCUGGACCCUUCUUCCACCUUCCGUCCACCGUCUCCGAUUCAAUGGCCGUGCCCCAGAGCUCCCCUGCCGACGGAAGCCUCGCUGCUGGAGAACACAACCGGCCGGCCGAGGCGUCUGCGGCCUCACCCGACCCUCCCUCCGACCGCGUGGACAAUCCCGAAAAGGGGAAGACUUGCCACCAGUGCCGACAGAAGAGGACGGAAUUCUCAGCGCCGUGCAGGGAGAUUCGGAGGGGUAAACCUUGCCCCAUAAAGUAUUGUCAUAAAUGCCUCGUCAAUAGGUACGGGGAGAAACCUGAAGAUGUUUCUUCGCUGGACAGUUGGAUUUGCCCCAAGUGCCGUGGCGAUUGCAACUGUAGCUGUUGCAUGAAAAAGAAGGGUCAACGACCAACAGGAAUAUUGAUCCACAAAGCAAAGGCUAUUGGAUUUGCUUCAGUCCAUGAAUUGCUAUUUAAGCAGGGACCUGAUGGUCUAAAUGCUCCAAAUGGAUCAAGUAGUUCAAAAACAGGACCCCCUGAGAAGUCGUCGAUGACUCAUAAAAGGAGCCAUGAAGAAGAGAAUUGCCUUAUUGAACUAAGGGAUCCUGAAUCUUUUAGUUCUGAUGAUAAAAACAUUGAAUCAUCUGCACAAAAGGAGAAGAAAAGAACAUCAAAGAAAAAAAGGCACAAAGAGUCUGUCUCUAUGGAUAAUUCUGAUGGUAAAGCAGAGAUUAUGAUUCCUCAGGGUCAAUUUUUAACAGAGGUUGCAGGGUCUGAAUGGGCGGUUGAGGAUGUUGGAGCAGCUUUGCAGUUUUUGGAAUUCUGCAACGCCUUCUCAGAGGUACUUGAUAUAAACAAAGGCGAACCUGAAAGUGUUCUUCACGAACUUGCAAGAGGAUCUGUUGGGCGCAGAGGACAAUAUUCCUCUACAGCAAAGUUCCAUGUGAAAUUACUGUCAUUUAUACAAAAUUGCAAGGGUGAUAGGUCUGUCUCAAAUUCAACAAUGAAUGAAGACAAAUGGUUGCAAUUAGUUAUCGAAUGUUUAAAUGAAUCUGACUGUGACUGGAAGACCACUCUAGAGGCUCUGGAUGAGGUUUCUUUGGAAUAUGAUAGUUGGAUUCCAUCGGAUAAGCUCAGACUCUUGAAUCUUCUUUGUGAUAGGACGCUAGAGACCAAGGAAUUGCGGGAUUGGAUUGAUGUAGAGAAUCAAAAAUACAUUGAAAGGAAAAAGGAGGCCAAAGGAACAAUUGUUUCAGCUAAAAAGAAGGAAAAGGAUUUAACGAAAAAACUGAAGGAUGAAAUGGCCAAAGCAACACUUUCUUUGGAUGCGCCUUUUUCUAUUGAGGACCAUGAAAAUCUUAUGUCACAGAUAAGAGCUGAGAGAGAGAAAGCACACGCUGAGAAGCAAGAGAUAAUGGAACAAUUGCCCAAAAAUUUAGAUAGCAUAUGUCGACAUGCUGUCCGGACAGACUCUAUAUAUUUGGAAGGAGAGGGACAUGUGUAUUGGAAACUGGGAAGCUAUUAUGGUGGCUUCAAAAUCUUACACCAAGUUUUACGAAGCUGGGACUCGGUGAUACUCGAGGAUAAAUGGUACGCAUAUGGAGAAGACGAAGGGAAAUCAAUUGAGAGAGAUAUUUCCUCCUUACGGAAGAAGAAAGCGAAAAGGUCACUGAGGCAAAAAUCAAUGCAAUCGAAUCGUUCUGGCGAUAAUUCAUCCAACGAUCCACCUUCAAGUUGCCCGGUCAUGGAGGGUUAUGAAGGUGCAAGCGGAACCGGGAAUUCCGGUACCAAGUGAGAGACGCUAAGCAGUCGACUGAUGCAACGAUUGGAUUCAGCAACCAAUCGAGAGGUGAACAAAUUUGAUCCUUAAACUGAUACCGGGAACAUUCGAUUCUUGUUAUUAUAUAUUUCUCAUCGAAAGCCUGCUCUUCUUAUUCUUUGCCAUUGUUUGAACAAGUUGUCAGGCGAUUUCUUUCUCAUUGUCAUAGAAAAAAGGAUCAACUGAUCCUUAAAGUUAUUUUCAUAGCACAAUUUUGAUCUCAAGGAUAUUCGUUUGAUUUGGAAUUUGAACUUUAGUAUUGUUAUUA
Zingiber officinale is the source of this 2161-nucleotide messenger RNA. RefSeq lists its product as uncharacterized. Gene Ontology annotation, cellular component: nucleus. The transcript has 13 exons. Lineage: Eukaryota; Viridiplantae; Streptophyta; Magnoliopsida; Zingiberales; Zingiberaceae. Bases 139 to 1869 code for a protein of 576 amino acids. The record is from RefSeq and is a predicted model, not a curated record. Gene Ontology annotation, biological process: regulation of DNA-templated transcription.